CAAAAUUCACACCCACCGCAGUUAAUUCGCAAUUGUGCAGCGUGACAGACCCAAUAAUGUGGUGGAACUAUCUUAGUGCCAUCGUCUUCCUUCUCCAGCUCUUUGACCUGGGUCAGGGAAUAGUAAAUCCCUCAAACCAGACAGCCAGCACGGUGAUCUUCAUGCUGCCCGCCAAGGAUAUCGGACCCGAUGUGUGGAAGGCCGGAGUGGAUUGCCUCGAUAGCUUCGCUCAGAUCUUCUUCUAUCGCAAACCAGUGGAGCGCUUCACCAGAGCCUACAACCUGAUGCUGGCCCACGCCUUCAACCUGUCCAGUCCAGCGGAUCAGAUACAGGAGGGAUUCAGCAAGCGGAUCAACGAGGCAGCCACCGAUCCCGGGGAGCCGCAUCGGCAGGAGCUCUUCCAGAUGCGCGUGGUCAGCGAUCACAAGGUCAGGGAGAAGACCAAGAACAUGGGUGAGCUGAUCCUCACGGACAACUAUGUGAUUGUGGUGGACUCCGUGGAGCGACUGCUCGGUCUGAUGUCCCGCUACAUCAGCAAGAUGCGCUCCUGGAAUCCGGGUGCCCGCUUCCUGGUGCUCUUCCACAAUCCCGGGGUGCGCAAUCGUCCUUGGCACGUGGCCUCCCAGAUCUUCAACGAGCUGAUGAGCAGCUUCUACGUUCAUCGAGUGGCCCUGCUGUAUGCCAACUCCUCCACGAACUACAAUCUGCUCGUGAACGACUACUACAGCAACGUGGACUGCCGGAUCCUGAAUGUGCAGAGUUUGGGCCAGUGCCACGAUGGCCAGCUGUAUCCCAGUCCCAGUGCCGUGCACGCCUCCAUGCUGGACUACGUUUCGGGCUUUAGUCCCAGGAACUGCACCUUCUUCGUCUGCGCCUCCAUCUCGGCUCCCUUCGUCGAGGCCGACUGCAUUGUGGGCCUGGAGAUGCGCAUCCUGGGAUUCAUGAAGAACCGACUAAGCUUUGAUGUAAAUCAGACCUGCAGUUGGGAGUCGCGUGGCGAGAUGGACAGUGCUGGCAACUGGAAUGGCCUGCUGGGAAAGGUGACGGACAACGAGUGCGACUUCAUAAUUGGCGGCCACUAUCCGGACAACGAGGUGGCCGACUUCUUCUGGGGAUCCGAUACCUAUCUGCAGGAUGCGCACACGUGGUACGUCAAGUUGGCCGAAAGACGACCCGCCUGGCAGGCGAUGGUCGGCAUCUUCGAGCCCUUCACCUGGCUGGGCUUCAUCCUGAUCCUCGUGAUCAGCUGGCUGUUCUGGUUUGCACUGGUCACCGUUCUGCCAGAGCCCAAGUACUACCAGCAGCUGAGUCUCACGGCCAUAAAUGCACUGGCUGUUUCGAUAUCGAUAGCCAUUCAAGAGCGUCCCGUUUGCGAGGCCACGAGGGUGUUCUUCAUGGCCCUAACGCUUUACGGCCUGAAUGUGGUGGCCACCUACACAUCGAAGAUGAUAGCCACCUUCCAGGAUCCCGGCUACCUCCAACAAGUGGAUGAAUUGACGGAGGUGCUGGCCGCAGGGAUUCCCUAUGGCGGCCACGAAGAAAAUCGCGAUUGGUUCGAGAACGAGGACGACAUGUGGAUCUUCAAUGGGUACAACACCUCGCCGGAGUUCAUUCCGCAAACGGAAAACCUAAAGGCGGUGAAGCAUGGCCACCGGUGCAUCCUGAGCAACCGGAUGUACACGAUGCAGAGUGCCCUGGCCGAUGACCUAUACGCCUUUCCGCACAACGUCUUCAGCAGUCCACUGCAGAUGAUCAUGAAGGCGGGCUUCCCCUUUCUCUUCGAGAUCAACAGCAUCAUCCGUCUGAUGCGCGAUGUGGGCAUCUUCCACAAGAUCGAUGCGGACUUCAGGUACAACAACACCUAUCUGAACAGGAUCAACAAGAUGCGGCCGCACUUCGCGGACACGGCCAUUGUCCUGACCACGGAGCAUCUGAAGGGACCCUUCGGCAUCCUGGUGGUGGGCGUCUUCUGCGCCGCCCUCACAUUUCUCGGCGAGCUAAUGACCCGGCAUUGGCGCUGCCAGCUGGUCACCCAAAGGAGCAGGCAGAGGAAGAAAAGGAGAAGGACAAGGAGGAGGAUAAGGAGGAAGCAGCCAAAGGAUGGCCACUGGCAGCGCCAAGUUCAAGUGGCUCCAGUCGUACGAUUUACGCCAGUCAAACGACGCAAAGUUUUCUAGGGACAAACAAGUCAAAAGUAA
Molecule: messenger RNA, 2198 nt
Organism: Drosophila gunungcola (fruit fly)
Lineage: Eukaryota; Metazoa; Arthropoda; Insecta; Diptera; Drosophilidae
Gene: Ir60a
Exons: 2
Source: RefSeq, a predicted model, not a curated record